Messenger RNA from Pelobates cultripes (western spadefoot toad), 6741 nucleotides. The record is from the annotation of a GenBank genome assembly. NCBI's taxonomy places the organism in Eukaryota, Metazoa, Chordata, Amphibia, Anura, Pelobatidae.
GUGUAUUGCGUGCGUUCUGCGCCUGGUUCAACUUCCGUAGUCGUUCAUGUGACCGGUCAUGUGAUUUGUAGAACAUCCGGAUCUUGGUAUGUGUGAGAUUGUGGGGGCUCUGAUGUCUGGGGGUGAAUCUGGUCUGAUAAUGGCGCCCAAUACAAUGAGGCAGGGCUGGGCUGGGCUGGGCUGGGCUGGGCUUUGCUUUGCUGAUAGACUAAUUUAUUAGGUUUCAGUAUUUAGCUGCAGUUUGCUCAAUUACAUCUUAGGGGGACAUCAUUUUAUUGCAAGGAUGUUAGAAAAAAGUGGUUGUUUUUUUGUCUCCCUGAUCAUAUUAAUUGGGAUUUGAAAUUGAUGCAAUAAAACAUAGUUUGUAAAAUGUGAAAUGUACCCAACUGUACUGAGACCCAGGGGGUUGGUACAAGUAAUAUGUUAAUUGUGGCUUGCUUUGCUGAAUAUAAAUAACAGGAGUUUUAUAUUAUUUUGAGUCAGUUGGUUAUAUUUUGUAAUCGUAUAAUUACUUGUUAAGAAAAGGGGGCAGCAGAUAAUAGAAAAAAUAGUGUCGGUACGUUACGGACUGCAAGUGCUGCCAUAAAUUUAAAUGGGACCAGUCUGGGCGGUGUCUUUAAUGCUCUUGCUUAGUUACCAGACUCUAAGUCGAAGUCAUGGAAUUGUUUUAAUUACCGUAUAAAUAUCUCAUAACCAAAUUUGUACUUUUUAUUUUUAUAGAUAAGGCAUAUUUGUUUUGUUCCAAGUGCAGCCAUGAAGAAGAAGGUAAUGUUUCUUUUUUAUAUAAACAAAAAACUAUUAUCAGUUCUGUUUACCAAUGCAGUAAAAUAAUAAUAAAAAAUAAAAAAAGUAUAUGAAUAUCCAACACCUUAUAUUAGGUCACCAGUGGAAAAACGUAAGAAGAUCUAUUAAGUACCUGUGAACUAAAAUCUGUAGAGAUCCUCCUAAUCUUCAAUAUUCAUCUACAGAAAACUAAACAAAACCUGCAGCUAUAAAAAGCACACAGGGUGGUAUUGUAUCAACACCAGUAAAUUUGGUCUUAAGAUUGCACUCCCAAAAUUAGGUGAAUUUGAGCAUAUAUCUCAAGUUGCAGGUAAUUGGCAUCAUAUAUUUGUAGAUCUUCUUUUGUUUUCUGUUUAUAAAUCUGUUCAUUAUGUAUGAAAUUUAAAGGAACAUUCAACUGAAAAAAAACCAAUUACUAUGUAUACCUUCAAAGAAAGCAUGCAUUUAUUUUAUGGGGAUAUAGGAAACACCAUCUUGCAAAGCUGCAGAUAUGUUGUUUGCAGCCUUUGCAAGCACAUUGAGGAUCCUUCACACAUGAUUGCAGCUUUCCUAUGUUUCUCAAAGCGCUGUAGUAUGGCUCACUGGGAAAGGGGGUAUCCAGGUGUGUGCACAGUACAUCUGCUACUUAAAGGGACACUAUAGUCAACAGAACUACAGCUUAUUGAAUAUUUUCUGGUGAGUAGAAUCAUUACCUUCAGGCUUUUUGCUGCAAACACUUUCUUUUCAGAGAAAAAGCAGUGUUUACAUUACAGCCUAGUGAUAACUCACUGGUCACUUCUUAGAUGGCUGUUAGAGAUCCUUCCUGGGUCAUGGCUGCCUAAAAUGCAUCCAAACAUUCAGUGUCUCCUCACUCUGCAUGCAGACACUGAAUUUUCCUCAUUGAGAUUCAUUGAUUUAAUUAAUCUCUAUAAGGGGAGAUGCUGAUUGGCCAGGGCUGUGUUUGAAUCAUGCUUGCUCUGCUCCUGAUCUGCCUCCUUGUCAGUCUCAGCCAAUCCUAUGGGGAAGCAUUGUGAUUGGAUCAGGCCACCACUUCUCAUGAUGCCAGCAGACUGCUUGUUUAUCUGAGGCAAACAGCAUGUAGAGCUACAGCUUCAGGCUUGAAUACAAGUAAGAUUUUGCUAUAUUUAUGGAGGCAUGAGGGGCCCAGAGGAGGCUAGAUGGUGGUUUUAACGCUAUAGGGUCAGGAAUACGUAUUUGUCUUCCUGACCCUAUAGUGUUCCUUUAAAUUGGCUGUGUGAAGUUAAUAGAGGUGGGAGCAAGCCUCCUUGGCUGUCUAACAGUCAAGGCUGUGUUUAUGCCCCCAGUUAUAAAAGUGCAAAUUAAACAAAGUAAUUUUACUGCUAAAUGACAGAAAAUUAAGCAGGGAUACUGCAGAGACUUGAUCAACACACUCAAACUACUUAAUUAAGGAAAAGUUGUUUUGGUGACUAUAGUGUCCAUUUAAAAUAUUUCUUCAGUGUAUUAUAUAGUGCAGGUUUGUUAAUUUUCUUGUGACAAAGGGUUUUGGUUGGAUUUCCUUAUAAAAGUAAUUCCUGGUUUAGGUACUCCAUUAUAGGGUAUGCUGGUGGACGGUAUUCCUUCAAUUUUGUAUGUGGGAUUCACAUUUUAUUAGAUGUAGGAAUAAGACUGUUAGAUUGACAUUACUGUUGAUGACAUUGCUAGUAUCCUAAAAGAUAAAUUAAACCUGUCAUCAUCAAAUCACGGGGAUGAAACAUUAAUCUUCAGGUAGUCACUAAUUAAUGUAUACUGUGUGUUUUGGAAAAUUUCCAACAAGCAUACAGAUGAAAAAUAUGCUUAUGGUAAUUGUGGUUUUUUUUGGCCUCCAAAUGGCUAAUAGCAGUGGAUGUAGCAGAAUAAUAUGCUACCUUCCACCCCCAGAUCCUUUUUGUAGCAUCCCAAGAUAUUUAGUGCGAUCAGGUGUUAAGUAGAGCUGUCGCGAACUGUCCGCCGGCGAACAAUAGCGUGUUCGCGUUAGGCGAACAUAUCCAAUUUCCGGUCCGCCCCCUAUACGUCAUCAUUGAGUAAACUUUGACCCGGAACCUCACAGCCAGCAGACACAUUCCACCCAAUCAGCAGCAGACCCUCCCUCCCAGGAAGUGUCUGCUGACUGUGAGAUUCCGGGUCAAAGUUUACUCAAUGAUGACGUAUAGGGGGCGGACCGGAAAUCGGAUAUGUUCGCCCAGCGCGAACACGCUAUUGUUCGCCGGCGGACAGUUCGCGACAUCUCUAGUGUUAAGGUUUGUGUUAUUAUCCUGCAUUGGCUUUUGAGCAUGUUGUAUCUAUAUGCAGCAUCAUAUGAAGUUUAGAAUUACAAGCUUUAGCACUAUUUCAGCAGCAUUCUGGUGUACAUGUCCAAUCAACUCCCUAUAAAGAAAAAACAUACAUUGUUUAUCAUUACAAGUGAUAAUACCAAAUUGACACUCAAACAAAAGACACUUACACAUCAUAUUGUGUUUAAACAGGUGUUGUUAAUGGGAAAAAGUGGAUCUGGGAAGACCAGUAUGAGAUCCAUAAUCUUUGCAAACUACAUUGCCAGAGAUACGCGUCGGCUGGGAGCAACUAGUAAGAACAUUCUUUGGCUAUGUUAUGCAGGUUAGUUUCAAGAUUUUAUACCAGUUUGCAUUAUAAUGUUCUGUUCUCUAAUAUCUCUCUUACAGUUGAUGUUGAGCAUUCACAUGUGCGAUUUUUGGGGAAUCUGGUGCUGAACUUAUGGGAUUGUGGUGGGUAAGUCUCUUUUGUUUUGUUUAAUCACUUUCAGCACUUUCUAAUGUAUGUUCCAAAGGUGAUAUGUCACUAUACCUAAAUCACUGCAUAAUAGGUUUCAUGGAGAUUCUCUUCUGUUUAAUUGGAACUGUCAAUUAUAUCCACUGUAACCUUUUCACUUAAUUCCUUCCUUUGACAGUCAGGACACAUUCAUGGAGAACUACUUCACUAGUCAACGUGAUAACAUCUUUCGCAAUGUAGAGGUCUUGAUCUAUGUGUUUGAUGUGGAGAGCAGGGAGCUGGAAAAGGACAUGCACUACUAUCAGUCCUGCUUGGAAGCCAUCCUUCAAAACUCUCCUGAUGCCAAAGUGUUUUGUCUUGUGCACAAAAUGGAUCUUGUGCAGGAGGAUCAGCGGGAUCUGGUUAGUUUACACAGGGAUUAGGUGAUUGCAUGGAGUUUGGACACUGUCAUAGCGUUUGGUGGUGGGGGUGAAUAAGUCAAUGUUAUGUGCUGACUUUGCUUUAUUGUUAACAGAAAAGGCAGUGUUUGCAUUGUAGACACUGCAUGGACAUUAAACUAGUGGUUCUGCUGCUUAGUGUCCUCUUAAAUCGGCAUUUAAUCCAUUGGCAAAUAUUUUCAUCCCCAAAAAAUUUCUGACUUUUAUGUUGACUUUAAAAAAAAAAAAAAAAUUUAUUUGUCAAACUGCAUUGAAUGACUUGGCAAAAUCCAGGCAGAUCACUCCACUUCAAAACCCUGAUCUAUUGUUCUACUCACUUUCACAUAUAAUGCAUAUACGUUUUUGGAAGUGAACAGGAGUUGAGGACUUCAUUCCCGUGGGUACUUACAGUCAAGGCAAUAGCACAAAAAAAAUGAAGGGAUACAUUUAUAUGGAAUAACAAUGGGUCCAUUUUGGGCCUGGAGUUGGAGCUCCUUCAGCUCCUAUGUUAAUCCAGCCUGUUUAUAUUGUGUUCUACACAUACAUACACUUUUUAUGCUUUUUUUUUCUAGAUGUAAAUGAUUUUCUGAUAAGCUCACUAAAACUUAUAUUGUAAGGAUUAAAGCAAAAAAAAAAACUUCAUUGUGAUUACCGUUUCACAUCAUUAGAGCCAAUUAUUAAAUAAGAGAUGAGAAUGUGGUCUGCAAAUAUAUAUCCGUCUCCACUACAAAUACUGUAUCAUUUCAUUCCCCAUUUUAUGUAAGUGAAGAUGUUGUAAUUGUAUUAAAUAGGGAAUAAAUCACUGUUAAGUUAGAAGCCUAUAGUACUAAUCAGGUAGGAUUUUUAGAUUAGGAAAAAAGCUAAAAAUUGUGUAAGUGGUUCCAUUUGAUACUAUCGCUGUCAUAACCGCUGACUACUGCUUUUCUUAGUGAAGCCAGUAGAUUUCACUGCAGUCAAUGAUUUAAAGCGAGGCUGGGAGGCCAACUGAAAGGUAACUGAUAUCUUUGCUAAAGAGUUACGUGACCCCUUAUGUGACACAGCACUUAAUGUGCAUUUUGGUGUCAGGCUUGCCUGUGCAUUCAAGACCACUGAUUUCUUUUCACGUCAUAGCAAAUGUAUUUUCGUAAGGGAGGUGACAACUUGUGUAAUGUAUAAAACAGGUGAUAGUGGAAAAUGUUUUGCCUUACCUAUACUGACGUAGUUUGCCAUUAUUUUUGUUAUACCUUUACAGAUUUUUAAGGAGCGGGAGGAUGAUCUAAGGCGUCUAUCCCGGCCUUUAGACUGUGCCUGCUUUAGGACAUCUAUUUGGGAUGAGACAUUGUAUAAGGUAAUUUUAACUGGCUGAUUUUCAGUCAGAUAUAUAACAUUAAUAAGAGUUUUAAAAAAGUAGUCCCUUCAUAUAUAUCUGUUUCUUUGCAGGCUUGGUCCAGCAUAGUUUAUCAGCUCAUUCCAAAUGUGCAGCAGCUAGAAUCAAACCUGCGGAGCUUUGCUCAGAUCAUUGAGGCGGAUGAAGUGCUCUUGUUUGAAAGAGCAACAUUUCUGGUAAGAGUUGGUAACUUGACAGACUGGUCUUUUAAUGCAAAACUGUAUGGUUAAUAACAUUUUACUUGAAAGAGAAGAGAGAUAACGUUUUGCUUGUUUCUGUGUCUGUUAGGUUAUAUCCCAUUAUCAGUGCAGGGAACAGAGGGAUAUCCACAGAUUUGAAAAGAUCAGCAAUAUCAUUAAACAGUUCAAACUGAGCUGCAGGUAAGAGCUGUUGUUUGCAGAAUCUAGUAAAGGUUGUCUCCAUUUGCACUUUUAACACAUAUGUAUCUAUCUUUUUGCACAGUAAACUGGCUGCUUCAUUCCAGAGUAUGGAGGUUCGAAAUUCCAACUUUGCUGCAUUCAUAGACAUCUUCACAUCCAACACUUAUGUUAUGGUUGUGAUGUCUGAUCCUUCUAUCCGUGAGUCAAAUCCCAUUUUUGAUUUUGAAAUCUUUUUAUGUAAUAAUAAUUCAUUUGAUUUAAUAUAUAUAUAUAUUUUUUUUAUCUGUACUUUUUAUCUCUUUCCCAUCCGUUCUAUUGUUCACUGUAACACGCGUGCUUUAAUCCUCUUUUUCUUCCAACAGCUUCUGCUGCAACGCUCAUCAAUAUCCGCAAUGCCAGGAAACAUUUUGAGAAGCUGGAACGUGUGGAUGGUCCAAAACACAGCCUUCUGAUGCGCUGAUUCUUAAUCCGUGGCUGGCCACUCUUCUUGCUAAGCCACCUUAAUGGAACAGAACUUGUGUUAUUUCAACCUCAAUUCCAGCAUCGUCUUGUGAUGACUCUCCAUGCGGAGUUGAUCUCCACUACAUCUUUCAGUUUCCAUUCCUUGAACCUCCUUCAAAUCUCUUGUCAUAGCCUUGUUGUGGAUAUUUUCUACACAUAUCCCUUUCAGAUUUCUUCAGCAGAGACUUUCCACCCAGGCUGGACCUUAAUCUUGAGCACAGCACCUUAACACAGUGACAACUUACCCUUUUGUUACAUCUUCAUAACUAGUAUACUCCCAAAAUGAAGCUAUCUCUAUUCUUUGCUCCUGGUCCCCGAACUCUGUUAAAAUGAACACGCUGAUUUCACCAUCUCAAGACAUCAAGUUUAUUUUAGUCUUCGUCUUAUAUUCCCUACUCACAAUAUAUUGGGCAGUUAGUAAUCUUGUGUUUACGUUUGGGUUGAUUUGAAUCAUGCUGUGACUUCAAGCUCUUUUCCCUGAAUAGAAGACAUUACUGCUAAUAACAAUUCAAACACCAGACAUUCAGUGUAUUUUAUGCUUUGGAAUAAAGUAUUUAUGCUUAAAAAUAUA